Salvia miltiorrhiza (redroot sage) is the source of this 1817-nucleotide messenger RNA. RefSeq names its product kinetochore protein NUF2 homolog. Gene Ontology annotation, molecular function: protein-containing complex binding. The record is from RefSeq and is a predicted model, not a curated record. Gene Ontology annotation, cellular component: kinetochore; Ndc80 complex. The coding region runs from base 239 to 1591 and encodes 450 amino acids. Lineage: Eukaryota; Viridiplantae; Streptophyta; Magnoliopsida; Lamiales; Lamiaceae. Gene Ontology annotation, biological process: meiotic chromosome segregation; kinetochore organization; mitotic spindle organization. The transcript has 11 exons.
GCUAGUAGGGACGGAGUAGUUGCAAAAACAAAUUUAAAUCCACAUUCUAGAAGAAGCGGGAAAAACCCCGCCCCCGACCGUCUCUCCCGGUGCACAACCACUAGAUCUUCUGAAUGCACUUCUGAAUUUCAAUUUGAACAGUUGAAUUGUGCUACAGAUUUCCAAUCACAUCACACCAUAAUCGCUGCCGCUCUAAACGCAAACAGUUGGUGUAACGAAGGAGAAAUUCUGGUAAGUAAUGUCGAAAUUCGAUUACCCCAGGCUUCCCCGCCACGACAUCGUCGUGGUACUGGCGGAGUCCCAGAUCGCCGCCGUGUCGGAGGCCGACCUCCACCGCCCCGACCCCGACUUCAUCUGCAAACUCUAUUCUCAUAUACUCAUCUAUAUGGACAUUCUCAAGGACGAUGAGGAGCAGAUGGAAUUCGAGGCGCUGGAGCAUCUUGAAAACCCCGAACACCACAUGCACUCGGUUCGGAUCAUGAAUUUGUUCGUCAAACUUCGACAGCUUUUGGCGGCUAUAAGAUGUCCCAAAUCCUUCACCCCGAAAGACUUGAUAAAGCCGGAUCCCGACCGCACCGAAUGCUUCCUCGGCGCCCUCCUCAAUUUUCACCUCCACAGGCACGCAAAAAUGGAGCAAUUGAAGCCUGUUUUCGAUGAUCUGGAGCAUUUUGAGCAGCAGAAGCUAGCUGCUGAAGCUAGAAUAUUGCAGCUGAAAGCGGAGAUAGCAGAGCUUGAGGAGUUGAGAGAGAAGGAGCUGCCGCUUGUACAAGAAGUGAGUUUCAAGAUUAAGGAACUGCAUCAGACUGUUGAUGAACUCAACAAGCAUCAAGCAACUUUGAGGACUACGAUUAAACAAUUGAAGGAGAAAGGCAAAGAAACUGAUGAGAAGAUCUCUAAUGCAGAAUUUGCUCUGGUUCAAAGUGUUCAAGAAAAUGCUAGUUUACGUUCUAAAAUCGUACAAUCACCCGACAAGCUCCAGAGGGCUUUGGAGGAGAAAAAGUUGGCCCUAGCUGAGGCAAAAGAUGCUGAAAGAGCUGCAACACAAUCAUUUCAGGAUAAGACUGCCAAGCUUGAGGCCUAUGCUAAGGCUUGUAAGAAAAUCUCUAAGCACUUUAGUCAGAUGCAGGCUGUACAAGAGCAGGUAAGUUCUGCAAAGUCAGUUGAGAAAGACGUGAAGGUCCUCAAAAGUAAGCUUAGUGAUGAAGAUGUUCUAGUUAAAUCACUGGAAGCAAGACUUGUGGAAUUGCAAUCAAAAGCGGACCAGCUAAAAGAUUUCAAGAGGCAACUGGAGAAAGAGAAAGCUGCACGCCAAGAAGAGGCAGAUAAGGAGGUAAAUAAUGUUGAAUCUGAAGUGGAAUCAAAGAGGCGUGCAUUAGAAUUGAGGCAGAAACAGGUGGAAUCUGUGGUUGCUGAGUCGGAUACUAUAAAUUUGAAGAGAAAAAAUACGAGGGAGGAAGCAGACACUAAAAUUCGAGAAUUAGGCCUUAAAUCAGAAGAAAUUUUGUCAGAGUUCGAGAAGUAUUCAAAAUCGAUAAGCAACUUGCUAGCAUCGAGUGGACAAGAGCACGAAGCUAUUCGUGGAAUGAGCUAAGAAUUUUUACGCAACACAAUCAAAAAUGUUCCUGUAGUAUCAUGUAUAUUCGAUCUACCCUUUGACUCUUUAAAUUUUAUCAUGUAUUACAGUGUUAGUAUAGUUUUUUUUUUCUUCUUUUUUAAAAGAGGAUUAACAAUGCUUCCUCAUUUCCCCUUUGAUGAUUCGAACCCCUUAUCUAUUGAUUGGAGGGGAAACAUUUUAUCAAUUGAGCUACGUUUUGUUA